This is a messenger RNA of Copidosoma floridanum, 696 nucleotides long. Its product is annotated as myotrophin homolog. Gene Ontology annotation, biological process: regulation of barbed-end actin filament capping. Gene Ontology annotation, molecular function: protein binding. Gene Ontology annotation, cellular component: nucleus; cytoplasm. The record is from RefSeq and is a predicted model, not a curated record. NCBI's taxonomy places the organism in Eukaryota, Metazoa, Arthropoda, Insecta, Hymenoptera, Encyrtidae.
UUGGGUAUAUUGUUCUGUCGUGUAGCAUUUUUUUUGAGUAUCAAUUCGACCGAAACAAUCGCCGAAAUGGGCGAACUUGUCUGGGGCAUUAAAAACGGCGAUCUUGACCAAGUUCGCGAUAUCUUCGAGAACAAGAAUAUCAAUGUUAACAAGAUGAUAGAUAAUAGGACACCAUUACAUUAUGCAGCUGACUAUGGACAGAAAGAAGUAGUUAGGUAUCUUCUUGACAAAGGAGCUGAUAUACAUGCAAAAGACAAACAUGGGAUCACAGUCAUUUUAGCAGCGAUAUGGGAAGGUCACACAGAUGUUGUCAAGCUAUUGUUGGAAAAUGGUGCAGAUCCCAAUGGUGAGACCCCGGAUGGACAAAAAUACUUGGAUGUUGCCGAGAAAGAUGAAAUUAAGGAACUUUUAAAGUCGCACUAGCACCAAACCAAACAAUGUGAGAAGAGACUUACACAUUUUGUUAUUUAAGAACUUUCAUGUUCCUUAUAGGAUAUUUACAACUGCUUUGUUAAUCAUUUAUCGCGUGUAUGACUAGAGCCACUGCAUUUACGAGCUUUACCGUAAAGAUGUAGUGUGCUACUAUGGUAGUUUUAUGAAAAAAACGAAAUCACGAGAUAACAGAAUUUUUAAUUAAGUAUAUCUACCAUCAAAACGGUUAUUUAACAAAAGCUUAAGAGAGAGAGAGAGAGAGAG